Molecule: messenger RNA, 2848 nt
Organism: Lactuca sativa (garden lettuce)
Lineage: Eukaryota; Viridiplantae; Streptophyta; Magnoliopsida; Asterales; Asteraceae
Product: ion channel CASTOR
Biological process (GO): potassium ion transport
Source: RefSeq, a predicted model, not a curated record
UAGGAAUUGUCUUCGUCAAAACAAUUAAAUGAUCCGUUGACUUGAGAAAGUUUAAACUUGAAAUCAGAGCCGGCAACGGAAUCCUCACAGAUGGACUCAAACGAGUCAUCGCCACCGUCUGUCAGCCGAGACUGGUUCUUCCCCUCCCCCUCCCCCUCCUUCACCCAACCCUCCUCCUCCUCUCAUCGUCAUCAUCUUCACACACCUCCUUCCCGAAGGUUCUCUACCUAUCCUAAACCUUCUAAUCCCUCUGCUGCCGGCCCUGCCUUGCGUACCACAUCAUCGUCUUCCGCCGCUUCCUCUCAUCGUGAUCUCAAGUAUGCAGGAUUCUCACGCCGUACUAAUUUCUCUCGACGGUACCAAAGAUCUAUCACGCCUGAAGUCGAUGCUCCGUCAGUUGUACCUCAAAUUCCCCAGAAAUGUGAUGUUUCCAACGACAAAACUUCUACUCCGGAUAAGUUCAUUGACUUGGUUGGUGGUCGGUUGAAACUCCGGUGGCAGAUGGCAUUUUUAGUGGCUCUUCUGAUAACCACCUUUUCUUCUUUGCUGCACAAGAAUUUUUCGUUGCAUAAUCAGUCCAAUGAUCUUCAGGCCCAGAUUAUGAAACUCAAUGGGAGAUUACAACUCUGCAACUUACUAGAACCAAUUGAUAUUGAUGAUCUAGACUCACAAGACAGCAUUGAUCUUCCCAACAAGAGAUUGAAAAACAUGGCAUUGGCUAUCUCAGUUACACUUCUUUCUAUACCUUUUCUAUUUCUCAAGUAUGUGGAGUACAUCUCUAAAUCAAGAUCACCCGACAAUCUAAAGGAAGAGGCAUCUUUAAACAAGCAGCUAGCUUAUAAGGUUGAUGUGUUCUUGUCAGUGCGCCCUUAUUCAAAACCAUUGGCAUUGCUGGUUGCAACUCUUCUACUAAUAGGUGUUGGUGGAUUAGCACUUUUUGGCGUUACUGAUGAUUGCUUAGCAGAUUGCCUUUGGUUAUCAUGGACAUAUGUUGCUGAUUCUGGAAACCAUGCCAACUCUGAGGGACUUGGUCCAAGGUUAGUUUCAGUCUCCAUAAGCUUUGGUGGGAUGCUUAUAUUUGCAAUGAUGCUUGGGCUCGUUACUGAUGCAAUAUCCGAGAAGUUUGAUUCUCUGAGAAAAGGAAGAAGUGAAGUUGUUAAGAAAGAUCACACACUAAUUCUUGGUUGGAGUGAUAAAUUAGGAUCAUUAUUGAAUCAACUUGCUAUAGCAAAUGAGAGUUUGGGUGGUGGGAUUGUUGUAGUAAUGGCUGAGAGAGACAAAGAAGAGAUGGAAUCAGACAUUGCAAAGAUGGAAUUUGACUUUAGAGAAACAUCUGUCAUAUGCAGAAGUGGAAGCCCUCUAAUCUUAGCUGACCUAAAGAAGGUAUCUGUGUCCAAAGCACGUGCAAUUAUCGUACUUGCUGAAGAUGGAAAUGCUGACCAGAGUGAUGCACGAGCAUUGAGAACAGUGUUAAGCCUAACAGGAGUGAAAGAAGGGCUUCAAGGACACAUAGUGGUGGAGCUUGGAGAUCUUGACAAUGAGGUUCUUGUUAAGCUUGUUGGAGGGGAUCUUGUUGAAACCGUUGUAGCACAUGAUGUAAUUGGUCGUUUAAUGAUUCAAUGUGCUCGCCAGCCUGGCCUUGCUCAGGUGUGGGAAGAUAUUCUUGGGUUUGAAAACUGUGAGUUUUAUAUAAAAAGAUGGCCUGAAUUAGAUGGGAUGCAGUUUGAAGAUGUUUUGAUUAGCUUUCCACAUGCCAUUCCAUGUGGAAUAAAGUCAGUUUCAUGUGGAGGAAAGAUCAUACUUAAUCCUGAUGAAUCUUAUGUUCUUCAAGAAGGUGAUGAAGUUCUUGUUAUAGCAGAAGAUGAUGAUACAUAUGCUCCAGUAGCAUUACCCAAUGUGAAAGAAGCACCAUUCAUACACAUAACUCGACCAACAAGAAAGCCUCAGAAGAUUCUUCUUUGUGGAUGGAGGAGAGACAUUGAUGAUAUGAUUGUGGUGCUGGAUGCUUUUUUAGCACCAGGUUCAGAGUUAUGGAUGUUUAAUGAAGUUUUUGAAGGUGUGAGGGAAAAAAAGCUUAUUGAUGGUGGUUUAGACAUUGAAAGAUUGAUGAAUAUAACACUUGUUCAUCGUGAAGGGAAUGCUGUCAUACGUCGCCACCUGGAAAGCCUUCCUUUAGAAUCUUUUGACUCGAUCUUGAUUCUGGCUGAUGAAUCAGUAGAAGAUUCAGCAAUACAAGCUGAUUCAAGGUCUCUUGCUACACUGCUAUUAAUACGUGAUAUCCAGGCAAAGCGUCUACCCUAUAGAGAAGCGAAGGCUUCUUCUCAUGGUAGAAAAGGUAGUUUUUCACAAGGUUCAUGGAUAGGGGAAAUGCAACAAGCUUCAGAUAAAUCGGUUAUAAUUAGUGAAAUCCUUGAUCCAAGGACUAAAAAUUUAUUAUCAAUGUCAAGGAUUAGUGAUUAUGUUCUAUCAAAUGAGCUUGUUAGUAUGGCUUUAGCAAUGGUUGCUGAAGAUCGCCAAAUAAAUGAUGUCCUUGAAGAACUUUUUGCUGAAGAGGGGAAUGAGAUGCACAUAAGGCAAGCGGAUCUAUACAUUAAGGAAGGAGAAGAACUAAGUUUUUAUGAAAUACUUUUGCGUGCAAGACAAAGGAGAGAAAUAGUGAUCGGGUAUCGUUUAGGGAAUGUAGAGAAAGCUGUGAUUAAUCCUCCGGGAAAAAUGGAGAAGAGGAAGUGGUCGUUGAAAGAUGUUUUUAUUGUAAUAGCUGAAAAAGAAUGACAUAAUUUGUUAAUGUACAUAUUUACAUACAUAGAAGAAAUAUAUAUAUAUAAAAAGUUAUCCUUUUUGAUAAGAA